CCGCGCGUUCCAUUGGCCGGCGCCGGCGCCAGUCCCCGGGGCCGAGCUGGGGCUUGCAGGCCGGGGCCCUCCUCCGCUCUUCCCUUGACAGCCGCAGCAGGAGGCGAGAGCGGCGAAAGACUCGCGUCCCAAGCGAGCGGGGCUGCGGAGCUGCGGAGCAUGGUGCAGUCCGGACGGAGCCUCCUCCGGCGUUGAGAGGAGGAGAAAAGAAAACCACCCUAUUGCAAAAGCCUUCUCUGCCUCUUCUACUCCAGCAAAGUAGAGGUUUGCAGCGUAGCACAUUUGGGCACCAUGGUGGAUUACUAUGAAGUGCUGGGGGUGCCCCGUGGCGCCUCACCGGAUGACAUCAAGAAGGCGUACAGGAAGAAAGCCUUGCAGUGGCAUCCGGAUAAAAACCCAGAUAACAAGGAACAUGCUGAGCAGAAGUUCAAGGAGAUAGCAGAAGCCUACGAAGUGCUGUCGGACAAGAGCAAGCGUGAAGUCUAUGACCGAUAUGGCAAAGAUGGGCUCAUGGGUCAAGGUGCGCCCUCCGGGUCAAGACCACACCCAGGACCCGAAUUCACCUUCACUUUCCGCAGCGCCCAUGAUGUCUUCCGGGAUUUCUUUGGAGGGCACGAUCCGUUUGCUGACUUUUUUGAUGAUCCAUUUGCAGACCUUCGACCUGGACCACGACACCAUGGGGCAGGGCCGUUUUUCUCUCCCUUCGCAGCAUCGCCAGACUUCUUCUCCCCGGGGCUUGGUCCUGCUAUGAAUGCAGGGAUGGGCUUCCGCUCUGUCUCCACCUCCACCAGAUUCAUCAACGGCAAGCGGAUCACUACCAAGAGGAUCAUCGAAAAUGGGCAGGAGAGGGUGGAAGUGGAAGAAAAUGGGGAGCUGAAAUCCAUCCAAAUUAAUGGUGUUCCAGAUGACAUGGCCCUCGGCCUGGAGCUGAGCCGGCGGGACCAGCAAGCUGUGCAAAGCCGCAAGCCAGCCCCUUCUUCGCCGGCGCCGCAGCACCUGCCCCCGAAGCGCCCGUCCCCCAGUUCGUCCCCUGUGAUCUUGUACACCGACAGUGACGAGGACGACGAGGACCUGCAGCUGGCGAUGGCCUACAGCCUGUCUGAAAUGGAGGCCAAGGGCCAGCACAGAGCAGACCCUGAUGGACAGGCAUACUCUGUCUGAUGCCCCUCCAUGCUGCCUCUCUGCAGGUGUGUUCUGAGUCUGGAAGAGCCAUGGGAGAAUUGCCUCCUCUAGCACAAGGCUACUCAAGCCUGGACUUCGCUUUCUGUUCCCUCCCUGAGCCCUGCCUGGGGGAACGAUUGAUGGGCAGGCUCCGAGGGUGUGACUUCCUCCCCGCUAGUGCUCUCUGCUGCGUGUCCUAUAGCACUCAGUAGCUCAAAAGGGUCGGGGUCGGCGCAGCCCAUCUUUUUUUAAAAAACAACAACAACAAUGUACUUGUAGCUAUGCCGCUGCUCCUAGUUAACAGCACCUAUUGGUGGGGUUGGGCGGGGGUAUCCCCAAGCCCCGCACUGCCUGUGUCCCUUUUCACCGGUGCCCUGUUCCCUUGCAAGAGAGGACCGUGGCUAAAGGAGUGCGAUGGACUUUUUUUCUGCUGGACCAUUUUAUGAGUAAGUUAUGAGGGAGACGGUGGUGCUGUGUGAACUGUGGUGGGUACAGGAAGUGAUAAGCCUUUCCGAUGCAGGUUGCCCUUCUGGUCCUCUUUAGCUCUUGCAGGGACUCUUUGGACCGCAGCACAACAACACUCUUCCUGUUUAUAGUGUUGACUGAGUGGGUAUGGGUAGGUGCGGAGGUGUUGGGACAGAAAUUGUGGGAGAAGGGUUUCCGGUUUUAGCCGCAGGGAAGCUCCCUCUUUCUGUGCAUAGAAGACUUUGUGCUCGACAGCAGCUGUGGGCAACUUUUGGCCCUCCAGAUAUUGCUGGACCACAGCCCCGGCCACCGGCCCUGAUGGGAACUGCUGUAGUUCAGCAGCACCUAGAGAGCCAAAGAUUCCCCCUCACCUCCACAGCAGCAUUUCUCAGCCUGGUAGUCCAUCAACAUAUGGGGAGCAAUAGGGGUUGGACUCCCAGCAGCCACCUGCAGACCCAAGGGUGGGGGAGGCUGCUCUAGGGCCAAAGGGCUAUAAACCAAAUUUUCCCUCAGAGCGGCAGGGAUGUCACUUUUCCAGACCAGGCCUUGCAGAGAGAGUGGGUGUGUAGUAUAGGCCUCUCAUGCCAGGAAUGAGAGGGGUGGGGCUCUCCCUUUCUCUCUCCCCGAUCCCUUGGAGGAAAUCCUCUCCCAGAAGGUAACAGGGCUGGGGUUAACAGAAGCCCUGCUCACUGUAUCUCUUGACUCGGGACUGAGAUUGAUCUGUUUUGUAAUUCAAAGCACUGGCCUGGUAUAUAGAGUGGAAAACAUUGUCAAUAAAUUUAUUUGCAAUGAA
Molecule: messenger RNA, 2419 nt
Organism: Lacerta agilis (Sand lizard)
Lineage: Eukaryota; Metazoa; Chordata; Lepidosauria; Squamata; Lacertidae
Product: dnaJ homolog subfamily B member 2-like
Exons: 12
Coding region: 292-1161 (289 amino acids)
Biological process (GO): positive regulation of proteasomal ubiquitin-dependent protein catabolic process; protein refolding
Cellular component (GO): cytosol; endoplasmic reticulum membrane
Molecular function (GO): ATPase activator activity; Hsp70 protein binding
Source: RefSeq, a predicted model, not a curated record